AUGUUUGUCCGUCAACUCGUCGUUAGAGUUAUUGCUGCCGCAGUGUUGCUCAAAAUAGUGAGCGUCAUCUGGCACCAAUAUGUCUUUCAGUCUUUCCUCGUCGAACAGCAAAUCACAUUCGACGAUUUCCCCACCGACUACGCGAAGAAAUUGAACGAAUCGCGGGCAAACAACCAGCAGCCUCAGGAGUCCGACUACUCUUCCACCUACAACGGAACCAAGAUCCCACGUACGAUACACUACAUAUGGUUCGAAAGAAUCUACCCAGGCCAUGAAGGGCCUUCUGGAGGCCCAUCGAUUGGAUUUGGAUCACCGCAACUAUGUCGCGAGCACAACCCAAGCUACGAGAUCCGCAUGUGGAAUGCAACGAGCGCUCGCGAGUUUCUAUCCAAUGAGUACGCCUGGUUCUUACCAACAUAUGACAACUACAAGUACCCUAUUCAGAAGGUCGACGCCUUGAAGUACUUCGCGCUUUAUCACUUUGGUGGUGUAUACAUGGACCUAGAUGUCGCGUGUCGACGCUCAUUGGAUCCUUUGCUUGACUUUCCAGCCUGGUUUCCGGAAGCAUCGCCUUUGGGUGUCAAUAACGACCUGAUGGCAUCCGCAGCAAAGCAUCCGAUCGUGAAGAGGAUGACAGAGGGUCUGGUGACACACAACUGGAAUCUGCUGUUCCCAUACCUUACAAUCUUCUGGACGACUGGGCCACAGUUCACGAGUACGAUACUGCAAGAAUGGUUCGAGGAAUGUCCCGAUGGAAAAUGUAUGCAGCGCGGGGCCAGAGACGACCUUGACUCAGAUUCCUUCGUCGUCCUACCGCGAGUCUUCUACUCAGAAGAAUACACCUUUUUCGGUCAUAAGCCUGGAGGAUCAUGGCAUGGUGGGGAUGUCGCCGUGGUAUUGUGGUUCGUAGAGCGACCAUGGGCGAUCGCAAGUGUUGCCACGGCCUUUGUUGGAACGAUCUUUGGUAUUAUUCGGUUGAGGAGUAGACGGGCCCGACAAAGAGGGAAGGCAUAUAUUCCACUGGUUUAG
Messenger RNA from Alternaria postmessia, 1029 nucleotides. RefSeq lists its product as uncharacterized. The record is from RefSeq and is a predicted model, not a curated record. Gene Ontology annotation, molecular function: mannosyltransferase activity. Gene Ontology annotation, biological process: mannosyl-inositol phosphorylceramide biosynthetic process. Bases 1 to 1029 code for a protein of 342 amino acids. The transcript has 2 exons. NCBI's taxonomy places the organism in Eukaryota, Fungi, Ascomycota, Dothideomycetes, Pleosporales, Pleosporaceae.